GCGUUGGUGCCGGCCGCCGCCGAGGCGCCUUGCGGUGACCUUGCGGGCGCGGGGCUGCGCUGCGCCGCCGCCAUGUUGGCGUCGCUGGGGCGCUGCGCGGGGCGGCUGCUGCGGGCCGGCGGCACCGGCACCGGGAUCGGCACCGGGAUCGGGCGGCGGCAUGCGGGCGGCGGGGCGCACAUCGAGCCGCGGUACCGGCAGUUCCCGGAGCUGACGCGGGCGCAGGCGGUGCGGAGCGAGCUCCUCAGCGGCUUCAUGUGGUUCUGGAUCCUGUGGCACCUGUGGCACAGCUCCGACAUGGUGCUGGGCCACUUCCCCUACCCCGACCCCGCGGCGUGGACGGACGAGGAGCUCGGCAUCCCCCCGGACGACGCGGAGUAGGCGCCGGCAGCACCGCGGUACGGCCCCCGCCCUCCCGUACCCCUUGCUCGCCCCCGUACGGUGACGUUUCUCGUCGUGGCGCCGGGAAGCGAACAGCUGAAGGCAGCAGGGGCUCCAGUGAGGGGGUCUCCCCCUGCCUCUGCUGUGGGAAGACGGGAAAAAGGCUGUCAGGAGCCUCUCCUCUUACUCGCAGGUCUGCGGAACUACGAAGCGGUCCCUGGAAUGAAGUCUUUGGCUCUUCUGUCCCGAUUUCAAUAAAAGAAACUCUUAAGUUAAACCGUA
Molecule: messenger RNA, 663 nt
Organism: Cygnus atratus (black swan)
Lineage: Eukaryota; Metazoa; Chordata; Aves; Anseriformes; Anatidae
Gene: NDUFB2
Product: NADH:ubiquinone oxidoreductase subunit B2
Exons: 3
Coding region: 73-381 (102 amino acids)
Cellular component (GO): mitochondrial inner membrane
Source: RefSeq, a predicted model, not a curated record